Molecule: messenger RNA, 1446 nt
Organism: Chelmon rostratus (copperband butterflyfish)
Lineage: Eukaryota; Metazoa; Chordata; Actinopteri; Chaetodontiformes; Chaetodontidae
Product: histone H2A.V
Exons: 5
Coding region: 125-511 (128 amino acids)
Cellular component (GO): nucleosome
Molecular function (GO): protein heterodimerization activity; structural constituent of chromatin; DNA binding
Source: RefSeq, a predicted model, not a curated record
AUGUAGACUCCCACGAGGGGUCUCAUGCAAAAGAUUUCCGAAAGGGUUUAUUGUUUCUUUGCUUUCGGGAGCCGAAAUUGUUUGCUACCUACUCAGUUCUACAAUCAAAUAACGAGACGGAAUAAUGGCCGGUGGCAAGGCAGGAAAAGACAGUGGCAAAGCCAAGGCAAAAGCAGUGUCGCGCUCCCAGAGGGCUGGGCUGCAGUUCCCCGUGGGUCGUAUCCACAGGCACUUGAAGACUCGCACAACCAGCCACGGUCGUGUAGGAGCCACAGCAGCUGUUUACAGUGCUGCUAUCCUUGAGUACCUCACUGCGGAAGUACUAGAGUUGGCGGGCAACGCCUCCAAAGACUUGAAGGUGAAGCGUAUCACUCCCCGUCACUUGCAGCUGGCCAUCCGUGGUGAUGAGGAGUUGGACUCCCUUAUCAAGGCAACAAUUGCCGGAGGAGGUGUCAUUCCCCACAUCCACAAAUCCCUCAUUGGGAAGAAAGGCCAGCAGAAGACUGCAUAGAUGCCAUGUUGACCAGAAAUUUUGGGGCUGGGGCUUUGAUCGGACCAGGAGUUCACAUUUGUUCUUUUUUAUUAAUAUUAUAGCAAAAGAAGAGUGAUUGUUAGGCUUUGUGUUGUAAUAUUUUCCCAUAACUAGAAAAAGUACAGAAAACCCCUUAACGACAAAAAAAACCCUUUGUAUGUUUAUUGUAGAAGGUUUGACUGGGAAGUUCAUGAUUAUUUCAAAUGGUGACAGUGAAAUUGUUUGAUUGGCCUGGGACUCUGUAAUGUUUUAUACUGAAAAAGAAAUUGUUAAAACCGUUUUUUAUAUAAAAAAUACUUGUUUUGUGGUUAUUUUCUUGAAGUUACAAUAUUUACUAUAAAACAAGUUUUUAAGGCAAUGAUUUUUUUUUUUUUUUGGGACAGCAACAUGGGUAACAACAGCUAAAUGUGCCCCCACCCCACCCACUUUCACUUACAGUGAUAUUUUGAACUGCACAAAGAUAGUGAUGUAUUAAAAGCUGAAUUUUUCUACAUCUGAUUGAGACAUCAUUGAAAAGUACUUAUUGCAACUUCAUCUACAGUGUUUUGUGUUUGUUCAUAGCAGUUCAAAAAAAUGUAUCAAAUGCCAAUGUGAUCCUCUGCUGCUGCCAUCAGGUGACACUGAUCUAGCAGUUUUUGCAUCACUGUGGAGCCAUCUGUCAAGUACAUAUCACAGCUAUAUAGGCGGUGCCCUAAACUUUGGAGAACGGGGGUUGGAGAUUGAAAAUCUGGCAGAUGUGCACCAUAUCAAUGCUUUAAAAAUGUAUCCACCGUUUUUAAAUGUAUGCUCAAACUGAAAUGUCCCGACCUUAAGUCCACUACAUUUUUCCAAAUAAAAGUCGGAGCCUUUUCUAAAUGCUAUGUGUUCAGGGAAAUGACGUCUUCUAUCUUUGAAUAAAUACUCAUUGCAUGUUA